Messenger RNA from Selaginella moellendorffii, 390 nucleotides. Its product is annotated as pentatricopeptide repeat-containing protein At4g21065. The transcript is spliced from 2 exons. Gene Ontology annotation, molecular function: zinc ion binding. NCBI's taxonomy places the organism in Eukaryota, Viridiplantae, Streptophyta, Lycopodiopsida, Selaginellales, Selaginellaceae. Bases 1 to 390 code for a protein of 129 amino acids. The record is from RefSeq and is a predicted model, not a curated record.
AUGUCGCUGCUGGGAGCUUGUCACCUGAUCCACCGCGAAGCAGCAACAUCGAAGUUUGGCAGCGAAGUUCACAGUUUCGUGGUGGGGGAUCUUUCGCAUCCUCACAGCGAAGAUAUCGUCGCGGAUCUCCAGAGGCUGGCGAGAGAAAUGCGGCACGCUGGCUACGUUCCCGACACGAAGGAGAUCUUUCAUGAGGAGCAAAAGGAGGAGCUGUUGCACUACCACGGCGAAAAGAUGGCUGUGGCUUUUGGAUUGAUCUCGGCGCUGAGGAACUUGCGGGUGUGUGGGGAUUGCCACUCGGCUAUCAAGUCUGUAUCCAAGAUGGUGGUAUCUAUAACCGUGAGAGAUGCUAACCGGUUCCAUCACAUGCAGAAACAACAAAAAGAAUGA